Sceloporus undulatus (fence lizard) is the source of this 7599-nucleotide messenger RNA. It is a transcript of the gene CHD5, whose product is annotated as chromodomain helicase DNA binding protein 5. The record is from RefSeq and is a predicted model, not a curated record. Lineage: Eukaryota; Metazoa; Chordata; Lepidosauria; Squamata; Phrynosomatidae. Gene Ontology annotation, biological process: chromatin remodeling; negative regulation of transcription by RNA polymerase II. Bases 181 to 6204 code for a protein of 2007 amino acids. Gene Ontology annotation, cellular component: chromatin; NuRD complex; nucleus. Gene Ontology annotation, molecular function: DNA binding; histone binding; ATP-dependent chromatin remodeler activity. The transcript is spliced from 41 exons.
CUUCCCCGGGUGCGCCUCUGCAAAGAGGGAGAAGGGGAGCCCGGCCCUGGCCCCUUUUCCUGGGAGGACGGAGGAGGAGACCCCCAGGAGGCUGGCCCUGGCCCCCUCCGGCCCCGAUCCCUCCCUGGCAGCAGCCAUCUUCGGGGCCUCGCCCUCCCUGCCUCCCUCCGCAGAGGAGCCAUGCGAGGAAGCCAAGGCCAGGGGCAGCAGCACCAGCAGCAGGAGCAGGAGCAGCUCUCCGAAGAAGAGGAUGGCAUCCUGGAGGCCCUGGAGGAGUUUUACCCGGAGGAGCAGCUGAAGAAGAAGAAGAAGCUGAAGAAGCUGAAGGAGAACAAGGCUUCCAAAGUCAAGAGGAAGAAGAAAGAGGGGAGUCUUGAUGAUGAAAUCUCUGAAAACGAAGAAGAACUGGAGCUGGGAGAGAAGUCGGAGAGUGAAGGCAGUGACUACAACCCCAACAAGAAAAAGAAGAAGAAGCUGAAAGAGAAGAAGGAGAAAAAGGCCAAGCGGAAGAAGAAAGAGGAGGAAGAGGAGGAGAACGAAGACGCGGGAUUGAAGGAGCCCAAGACCUCUGCGCAGCUGAUGGAGGAGUGGGGCUUGGAUGACGUUGACUACGCUUUUUCCGAAGAGGACUAUCACAUGUUGACCAACUACAAGGCUUUCAGCCAGUUUCUGAGACCCCUGGUUGCCAAGAGGAACCCCAAAAUCCCCAUGUCCAAGAUGAUGACCGUCUUGGGGGCCAAGUGGAGAGAGUUCAGUGCUAACAACCCUUUCAAAGGCAGCUCUGCUGCGGCCGCUGCGGCUGCUGUGGCCGCGGCAGUGGAGACGGUCGCCAUUGCGCCAGCCCCGAUGUCUGACGGCCCCCCGCAACUUCUGCCCCUCCUGCCACCGCAGCCGCUACUUCUGCCAUUACUGCCCCCUCCGCCGGCCAUCAGGAAAGCCAAGACCAAGGAGGGCAAAGGUCCCGGCGUCCGGAAGAAGAUCAAGAGCACCAAAGAGAGCAAGAAGAAGGGGAAAGGGGGGAAGAAGACGGGGUCCCUCAAAUUCCGUUUUGGGGGGAUCGCCAACAAGCGGAAAAAAGGGUCUUCGAGCGAGGAGGAAGAACAAGAGGAGUCGGACUUGGACAGUGCCAGCAUCCAUAGCGUCUCUGUCCGCUCCGAGGCCUCCUUUGGUUUGGCCAAGAAGGGAAAGAAGAGGAAGAAGAAAAAGAAAAUCGAAGAAGGCGAUGGAUACGAGACGGACCACCAGGAUUACUGCGAGGUGUGCCAGCAGGGUGGGGAAAUCAUUCUGUGCGACACCUGCCCCCGGGCAUACCACCUUGUCUGCCUGGACCCUGAGAUGGAGAAGGCCCCUGAGGGCAAAUGGAGCUGUCCACACUGCGAGAAAGAGGGCAUCCAGUGGGAGCCGAAAGACGAGGAGGACGAGGAGGAAGACCUUGGCGAGGAGGCGGACGACCACAUGGAGUUCUGCCGGGUCUGCAAAGAUGGCGGGGAGCUCCUUUGCUGCGACACAUGUCCAUCCUCCUAUCACCUCCACUGCCUCAACCCGCCACUGCCGGAAAUCCCAAACGGUGAAUGGCUCUGCCCCCGUUGUACAUGUCCGCCGUUGAAAGGCAAAGUCCAGCGGAUCCUCCACUGGAAAUGGAAGGAGACUCCACCUCCGGCUUUGAUCCCGGAGGAUCCCCAGUUGGUCACUCCACCGCCCCUGAAGCCUCUUCGGGAAGUCCUCCCCGAGCGGGAAUUCUUUGUGAAAUGGGCCGGACUCUCCUACUGGCAUUGCUCCUGGGUCCAAGAGCUGCAGCUGGAGCUUUACCACACUGUGAUGUUCCGGAACUACCAAAGGAAAAACGACAUGGACGAUCCGCCGGCCUUUGACUACGGUUCCGGCGAUGAGGACAGCAAAAUUGAGAAGCGGAAGAACAAGGACCCCGAUUACGCCAAGAUGGAGGAGAGUUUCUAUCGCUACGGGAUCAAGCCCGAGUGGAUGAUGAUUCACCGGAUCCUCAACCACAGCUUCGACAAGAAGGGAGACGUCCAUUACUUGAUCAAGUGGAAGGACCUGCCCUACGACCAAGGCACCUGGGAAGGGGACGAGAUCGACAUCCCUUACUAUGAGAACUUCAAGCAGCUCUACUGGAACCACAGGGAGAUGAUGCUGGGGGAAGAGAGCAUCCAGGUGUCCAAAAGGCUGAGUCCGAAAGAGAAGAAACCAGGCGAGGAGAAAGCCGAGCGUCCACCAGAAACGCCUCUUGUGGAUCCGACGGUAAAAUUCGACAAGCAGCCAUGGUACAUCGACACGACCGGUGGGACGCUGCACCCAUACCAACUGGAAGGGCUGAACUGGCUCCGGUUCUCCUGGGCCCAAGGGACAGACACCAUCCUGGCCGACGAGAUGGGUCUGGGCAAGACCGUCCAGACUAUUGUGUACCUUUAUUCCCUUUACAAAGAGGGCCACUCCAAAGGGCCCUACUUGGUCAGCGCCCCGCUUUCAACCAUCAUCAACUGGGAACGUGAGUUCGAGAUGUGGGCGCCCGACUUCUAUGUGGUCACCUACACCGGGGACAAGGAGAGCCGGUCGGUCAUCCGCGAGAACGAGUUCUCCUUCGAGGACAACGCCAUCCGGAGCGGGAAAAAAGUCUUUCGGAUGAAGAAGGAAGCCCAGAUCAAGUUCCACGUCCUCCUGACCUCCUACGAACUCAUCACCAUCGACCAGGCCAUCCUGGGGUCCAUUGAGUGGGCUUGCUUGGUGGUGGAUGAAGCCCACCGGCUGAAGAACAACCAGUCCAAAUUUUUCAGGGUCCUCAACAGCUACAAGAUCGACUACAAGCUGCUCUUGACCGGGACGCCUCUCCAAAACAACCUGGAGGAGCUUUUCCAUUUGCUCAACUUCCUCACUCCAGAGAGGUUCAACAACCUGGAAGGAUUCCUGGAGGAGUUUGCAGACAUCUCCAAGGAGGACCAGAUCAAGAAGCUCCAUGAUCUCCUGGGGCCUCACAUGCUCCGGCGGCUGAAGGCCGACGUCUUCAAGAACAUGCCAGCCAAGACGGAGCUCAUUGUCCGAGUGGAGCUCAGCCAGAUGCAGAAGAAAUACUACAAGUUAAUCCUGACCAGGAACUUUGAGGCCCUGAAUUCGAAAGGCGGUGGCAGCCAAGUGUCCCUCCUCAACAUCAUGAUGGAUCUGAAGAAGUGUUGCAACCACCCCUACCUUUUCCCGGUGGCCGCUGUGGAAGCCCCGGUUUUGCCAAACGGCUCCUAUGAUGGGAGCUCCCUUGUGAAGUCCUCUGGGAAGCUCAUGCUCUUGCAGAAGAUGAUGAAGAAGCUGCGGGACGGAGGUCACCGGGUGCUCAUAUUCUCCCAGAUGACGAAGAUGCUUGACCUCCUGGAGGAUUUCUUGGAGUACGAAGGCUACAAGUAUGAGCGGAUCGACGGCGGGAUCACGGGAGGACUGCGGCAAGAAGCCAUUGACAGGUUUAAUGCCCCAGGAGCGCAGCAGUUCUGUUUCCUUCUUUCCACCCGUGCCGGCGGUUUGGGCAUCAACCUCGCAACGGCUGACACGGUCAUCAUUUACGAUUCUGACUGGAAUCCUCACAAUGAUAUACAGGCGUUCAGCAGAGCUCACCGCAUCGGCCAGAACAAGAAAGUGAUGAUCUACCGCUUUGUGACGCGGGCCUCCGUCGAGGAGCGCAUCACCCAAGUGGCCAAGCGCAAGAUGAUGCUCACCCACCUGGUGGUGCGCCCGGGUUUGGGUUCAAAGUCUGGCUCCAUGACCAAGCAAGAGCUGGACGACAUCCUCAAGUUUGGGACGGAGGAGCUAUUCAAGGAUGACGUGGAGGCCAUGAUGUCUCAGGCCCAACGGAUUGUCAUGCCGGAGGUGGUGAGCCCUUUUGCGGAGGCAUCGGCUUCGAAAGGAGGAGCAGCGACUCCUGGGUUGAAGAAAAAGCACGGCGGCCCUCCUCCAGGGGACAACAAGGACGUGGAGGACAUCAGCGUGAUCCACUACGACGACGCGGCCAUCUCCAAGCUCUUGGACCGCAACCAGGACGCCAGCGACGACACGGAGCUCCAGAACAUGAACGAGUAUCUCAGCUCUUUUAAAGUGGCCCAGUAUGUUGUGAGAGAAGAGGACGGUGUGGAAGAAGUUGAGCGAGAGAUUAUCAAGCAAGAGGAGAAUGUGGAUCCCGACUAUUGGGAAAAGCUCUUGAGGCAUCACUACGAACAGCAGCAAGAAGAUCUCGCCCGCAACCUCGGGAAAGGGAAGCGCGUCCGGAAGCAGGUCAACUACAACGACGCCUCCCAAGAGGACCAAGAGUGGCAUGACGAGCUUUCGGACAACCAGUCGGAGUACUCCAUUGGCUCCGAAGAUGAGGACGAAGACUUUGAGGAGCGGCCUGAAGGUCAGAGUGGCCGGAGACAAUCCCGGAGGCAACUGAAGAGUGACCGGGACAAGCCCCUUCCUCCAUUGUUGGCAAGAGUUGGCGGGAACAUUGAGGUGCUGGGUUUCAACGCCCGCCAACGGAAAGCCUUCCUGAACGCCAUCAUGAGGUGGGGGAUGCCUCCGCAGGACGCCUUCAACUCCCAUUGGCUGGUGAGGGACCUGCGCGGGAAAAGCGAGAAGGAGUUCAGAGCGUACGUGUCCCUGUUCAUGCGCCAUUUGUGCGAACCGGGCGCGGAUGGCGCUGAGACCUUUGCGGAUGGCGUCCCCCGUGAAGGGCUGUCCCGCCAGCAUGUCCUGACGCGCAUCGGCGUGAUGUCCCUGGUCAGGAAGAAGGUCCAAGAGUUUGAACCUGUGAAUGGGAAAUAUAGCACUCCAGACCUCAUCCCAGAAGGCCUGGAGAUGAAGAAGUCCAGCGAACUGCCCUCUUCGGACCCAAACACUCCCAUUCCGGCCAGUCCAGCUCAUGGUCAAGCGGCCACCAUGACGCAGCCAGUUUCAGACAAAGCAGAAAUGCAGCCAGGGGUUCCUGAGGAUAAGGAGCAAACUGAAUCUUGGACCAAGAAGGAGAACCAGGUGACGGCGAGCGGAGACAAGAUGGAAGAGAAGGAGGAGACCCAAGCGAAAGCGGGUGAGGAGAACGCCGUGGAGGAGGAGGAGGCAGAGAGGACAGACGCCACGCCGGAGAAGCCGGAGCAAGAUCCAACAGAUGAAACCGUCCAGGAGAAUGAGACGUCUGUGGAGAAGCCUGACCAAAGUACCAGUCCUUGCAAAGGUGGUGCGAAAGAAACCAAGCCAGAAGAGGCAAAGGAAGAAGAGAAGGAGCUGACAGAGGUUCAGCAAAAUGGUGAAAAAGAGGACGAGGAAGAUGGGAAGAAGGACGACAAGAGCGGGAUCCGAUUCAUGUUCAACAUUGCGGAUGGGGGCUUCACAGAGCUGCACACGCUUUGGCAGAAUGAGGAGAGGGCAGCCGUCUCCUCGGGGAAGAUCUACGAUAUUUGGCACCGGCGGCAUGAUUACUGGCUCCUGGCGGGCAUCGUCACCCAUGGCUAUGCCCGCUGGCAGGACAUCCAGAACGACCCGCGUUACGUGAUCCUGAAUGAGCCCUUCAAGUCAGAGAUCCACAAGGGCAACUACCUGGAGAUGAAGAACAAGUUCUUGGCUCGGCGUUUCAAGUUGCUGGAGCAGGCGCUGGUCAUCGAGGAGCAACUCCGUCGGGCUGCGUACCUCAACAUGACCCAAGAGCCCAACCACCCAGCCAUGGCCUUGAAUGCCCGCCUGGCCGAAGUGGAGUGCCUUGCUGAGAGCCACCAGCAUCUCUCCAAAGAGUCUCUCGCUGGGAACAAGCCCGCCAAUGCUGUCCUUCAUAAAGUCCUAAACCAGCUGGAAGAGCUCCUGAGUGACAUGAAGGCCGACGUGACGCGGCUCCCCUCCAUGUUGUCCCGCAUCCCGCCCGUUGCCGCUCGCCUCCAAAUGUCCGAGAGGAGCAUUCUCAGCCGCCUGACGAACCGGGGCAGCGACCCCAGCGUCCAGCAGGCUUCCUUUGGUUCCUCCCAGAUCUAUAGCAACAACUUUGGGCCCAAUUUCCGAGGUCCGGGACCCGGGGGGCUCAUAAACUACAGCCAGAUGCCCCUGGGACCUUAUGUGACGGCGAUACCCAACGGGCUGCCUCCAAGCCGGACGGAUAAAAAGACCCCCGAGUCCCCGAAGGACGGCUCGGCCUUGGACUGCGAGGGCCGCCGUCGGCAUCACAACGUCAUCUGCAUCGAAGACUGAAGCCUGGUCUUGGCGACCUUGGCUUGACCGCCGUCAUUAUGAAAAGCGCUUUUUCACCCCUUAAAAAAAAAGAGGACAGACUUCUUUGAGAUGAUGGGAUUUUGUUUCCUUCUGUCUUCUUUCCCCCCUUUGUUUGCACUUUCACACGUUGAAGAGACUUGGAAGAGUUGUGAUGGAUGGAUUGCGAGACGUUUCUUCAGUUGCUGUCCUCCACUGGUUCGCACCAAUACCCAACCGGAUGGGAGGCUGCCAUAGGUGCCAUGUUGGCUAAAGGCCUUGCCAUGCUCCUGGGGAUGGGUGCUAGGCGCCAGGUAUGGUACAUACUCAAGUCUAUGGGCACAGGACAUGCCAUGCCUGGGAGGUUUAGUGCUGCUACUUUGGGGAGGGAUGACUUUGCGAAGGGGAGCCUCUCUGAAUUUUUGGACCCCAAUCUAGACACAUGCAGCAGAUGCAACCCACAUUGACCCAAAAACCCAGAAUCACAACCAAAUCCAGGGGGAUUGUAAACACAGGGCCCUAUCCAGCUAAAGAAGCAUCUUAAACAUUGAUUUCUAUGUGAGCUAAACCUUGGAAACCAGUGGGAUUUUAAGGUUUAACUUCUUGGCUUAACUCCUGUCGAAGGGGAUGGGACUUCAGCAUGCUUCACGUUAUCCUACUCCGAGGAUUUUGGAGAGCCCAUAACUCUACCCACAUCCAAACACCUGUUAAAACCAUGGGUUUUUGGUACCAUAACAUUUAUCAUUUUGGCCCCGACAAGAGAGAAGGUGGUGUUUUUGGGCAGCUGGGUCAUGGAUUGCAAUCUACUGCAACCAUGGAUUGCUGCUUGGAUUGCAACCAUCCAGUAUUUCCUAAGUCUUGAUUGAAUUUUGCCAGAGUUAGAUAGAGAGUUAGAUGGGAAUUCCUUGCCUUUGUGAGUUGCACAUUUCUGUGUGUCCUUUCAAUUCUGCCCCCGUUUGCAAACGCUUGGGAAAAUUAAAACCAGCAGCCCUUAUUUGGGGACCUUCCACCACCAACAUCAUGCAAAAGCCCCUCUCCCGUUGCCAUUAAUAUCUUGAGCAUUGACCAGAGUUGCACAGAGUAUGCUAUGGAAAGGUUAAAAAUACAAAGGCUGCAUCUACACUUUAGAAAUAACGCAGUUUAACACCUCUUAACGUGGCGAAAGAAAAGUGUCUCAAGCUCCUUUGCCUCGUCGCUCCUCGUCCUUUUUUAAUUUGCGGGACAAGCAAAGCAAUGUUCGUUCUUCUCCUACAAAGGACUUUCUGGCACGUCUAUUAUAAAUAUAACCCCUCUGUCUGUGUUUCUCCUUUCUGUGUCCCAUUUUUGUAUUCUGUGGAUGCCAGAAAGGUCUUGCCCCCCCUCCUGUUUUUAAAAUAAUUUUAUGUUUUAAUAAACCGU